AUGAAACUCUACAUUAUCGUCAUUAGUCUUCACUGCAGUAGUCUUGAAAUCUUCCAUGUAUGUGAUAUUGUUCCUUCUGUCCAGGCAGGCAAUGUGGUGACAGGAGAGAUGGUAGAAGAACUUAUUCUUUCUGGAGCAGAUAUUAUUAAAGUGGGUAUCGGACCAGGUUCUGUGUGUACCACUCGGAUUAAGACAGGGGUGGGCUAUCCACAGCUAAGUGCUGUUAUUGAGUGUGCAGACUCAGCACAUGGCUUGAAAGGACAUAUCAUCUCUGACGGCGGGUGCAGCUGCCCAGGAGAUGUCGCCAAAGCCUUUGGAGCCGGUGCUGAUUUUGUCAUGCUUGGAGGAAUGUUUGCAGGCCAUGACCAGUGUGCUGGAGAGAUUAUGGAAAAGAAUGGCAAGAAGGUGAAACUCUUCUAUGGAAUGAGCUCUGAUACAGCCAUGAAGAAGCAUGCAGGAGGGGUUGCUGAAUACAGGGCUUCGGAGGGCAGAACUGUGGAGGUACCGUACCGAGGGGACGUGGAACUCACCAUCCUGGACAUCCUCGGUGGGCUGCGCUCCACCUGCACCUACGUGGGAGCUGCCAAACUCAAGGAACUGAGCAGGAGAACUACGUUUAUCCGGGUCACCCAGCAGCACAGCCAGGUCUUCUCUUAGUCUGGCACUGGGGGGGCUGGAGAGAGAGGGGUGGGGGAGAGGAGCAGGAAGGGCUGCUGUUUUGUUUUGCAUUCUCCUUCAUGUUGUGUUAGUGGCAAACUCUCCUCUCUCGGCACGGCAGUGUCAUAGCCAUUGGAGGGGCUAUGGCUGGGGUUUGGAAGGGGAAAGUCGUGCCAUUAACACCAUGCCAUUGGUUCAGGAUGCAAUAGCCUCAUCUUUUAUUGUGCCUACUUUAUUUUUUAAUCAACAUU
Cariama cristata (Red-legged seriema) is the source of this 908-nucleotide messenger RNA. Its product is annotated as GMP reductase 1-like. Lineage: Eukaryota; Metazoa; Chordata; Aves; Cariamiformes; Cariamidae. The record is from RefSeq and is a predicted model, not a curated record. Bases 1 to 657 code for a protein of 218 amino acids. The transcript is spliced from 5 exons. Gene Ontology annotation, molecular function: oxidoreductase activity.